GCCGCCGCCCAAGAUGGCGGCAGGAUUGAAAAGCUGUUGGUGUCCGUGAGGCGGCUCCGGGCGGGAACGAGAGCGGGAGCCGCGGCCCCGGCGCGGGACGGGCCAUGGCCGCCGCCCGCCACUGAGGCCGGGCUGCUGGGUCCCGGCGCGCACCGAGGCCGAGCGAGCACGGCCGCUGCGGGGAUGCCCCGGGGGGGGCCGGGGCCGCCGCCGCCGCCGGAGACAUGGAGGAGGAGAGCAAGAAAGGCAAGAAGCCUGGAAUAGUGUCUCCUUUCAAAAGAGUCUUCCUGAAGGGGGAAAAGGGUCGGGAUAAGAAAGCCCAGGAGAAGGUGACGGAGCGGCGGCCGCUGCACACGGUGCUGGUGUCUCUGCCCGACCGCGUCGAGCCCGACGUGCUGCUCAACGACUACAUCGAGAAGGAAGUGAAGUAUUUAGGGCAGCUGACAUCCAUCCCAGGGUACCUGAACCCCUCCAGCCGCACGGAAAUCCUGCAGCUCAUCGAUAACGCCAAGAGAGCACACCAGCUCCCGGGGCAGCUGACCCAGGAACAUGAUGCUGUCAUCAGUCUCUCUGCCUACAACAUCAAGCUGGUGUGGAGGGAUGGAGAAGAUCUCAUCCUCAGGGUCCCCAUCCACGACAUCGCCUCCGUGUCCUACAUCCGAGAUGACUCCUCUCACCUGGUCGUGCUGAAGACAGCUCAGGACCCCGGGAUCUCGCCAAGCCAAAGCCUCUGCGCCGAGAGCUCCAAAGCCCUCACGUCGGGCUCGCUGUCCGAGAGCGGGGUGGGCCCCGUGGAAGCUUGUUGCUUGGUGGUCCUGGCUACAGAGAACAAAGUGACUGCCGAGGAGCUGUGCUCCCUUCUCAGCCAAGUCUUCCAGAUUGUUUACACUGAGUCCACGAUUGACUUCCUGGACAGAGCAAUAUUCGAUGGGGCCUCCACGCCGCCGCGCCACAUGUCCCUGCACAGCGACGACUCUUCUACAAAAGUGGACGUUAAGGAGCCCUACGAGAUGGAAGCAAGCACUUUUUCCUUUUCAGAAACCUUGGAUGCAGGUGACAACUCCCCCUCGUCCUUCUCCACACAACAGUCUCCCCAGAUACCAACAGUGAGCGAGAGUGAGCUGAGCACCACGGCCGCAGAGCUGCUGCAGGACUACAUGAUGACGCUGCGCACCAAGCUGUCCUCGCAGGAGAUCCAGCAGUUCGCCAUGCUGCUGCACGAGUACCGCAACGGCGCCUCCAUCCACGAGUUCUGCAUCAACCUCAAGCAGCUCUACGGGGACAGCAGGAAGUUCCUGCUCCUGGGUCUGCGGCCCUUCAUCCCCGAGAAGGACAGCCAACACUUCGAGAACUUCCUGGAGACCAUCGGGGUGAAGGACGGCCGGGGCAUCAUCACCGACAGCUUCGGGCGCUACCGCCGCACGCUCAGCUCCGCCUCCACCUCCACCACCAACGGCACCGGCGCCGCCGGCAGCUCCGACGAGCAGUCGGGGCCGUCCGAGGAGGACGAGUGGGACCGAAUGAUCUCCCACAUCAGCAGCGACAUCGAAGCCCUGGGCUGCAGCAUGGACAGAGACUCCUCCUGAGCUCAGCGCCCCGGCAGCAGCGGGGGCAGCGCUCUGCUGCUCCUCCCACCCUGGGGCAGGGGCUCAGCCUUGCAGAGGCUGGGGGGGGGGUUUGUGAUGACUCUGCUACAGCCCCCGGGCCUGGUUUACAGUUUUGCACAUGGGAUCCCCUCCUGUAACUGCUCUCCUCCUCCUGCCCCUGGUUUUGAAUGAAGUUUACCACAAUGUGAA
This is a messenger RNA of Colius striatus (speckled mousebird), 1796 nucleotides long. It is a transcript of the gene CCM2, whose product is annotated as CCM2 scaffold protein. Gene Ontology annotation, biological process: heart development; vasculogenesis. The coding region runs from base 225 to 1586 and encodes 453 amino acids. The transcript has 10 exons. NCBI's taxonomy places the organism in Eukaryota, Metazoa, Chordata, Aves, Coliiformes, Coliidae. The record is from RefSeq and is a predicted model, not a curated record.